This is a messenger RNA of Chrysochloris asiatica (Cape golden mole), 774 nucleotides long. RefSeq names its product meiotic nuclear divisions 1 homolog (S. cerevisiae) (gene MND1). Gene Ontology annotation, biological process: reciprocal meiotic recombination. The record is from RefSeq and is a predicted model, not a curated record. Gene Ontology annotation, molecular function: double-stranded DNA binding. The coding region runs from base 37 to 609 and encodes 190 amino acids. Gene Ontology annotation, cellular component: nucleus. NCBI's taxonomy places the organism in Eukaryota, Metazoa, Chordata, Mammalia, Afrosoricida, Chrysochloridae. The transcript is spliced from 7 exons.
AAAAAAGGACUGAGUGCAGAAGAAAAGAGAACUCGCAUGAUGGAAAUAUUUUUUGAGACGAAAGACGUAUUUCAACUAAAAGACAUGGAGAAGAUUGCUCCCAAAGAAAAAGGCAUUACUGCCAUGUCUGUAAAAGAAGUCCUUCAAAGCUUAGUGGAUGAUGGUAUGGUUGACUGUGAGAGGAUUGGAACAUCUAAUUAUUACUGGGCUUUUCCAAGUAAAGCUCUUCAUGCCAGGAAGCGUAAAUUGGAGGUUCUGGAAUCUCAGUUGUCUGAGGGAAGCCAAAAGCAUGCCAGCUUACAGAAAAGCAUUGAGAAAGCUAAAAUUGGCCGACAUGAAACGGAAGAACGAACCAUGCUUACAAAGGAGCUUUCUUCACUUCGGGACCAACGGGAACAGUUAAAGGCAGAAGUAGAAAAAUACAAAGAAUGUGACCCACAAGUUGUGGAAGAAAUACGUCAAGCAAAUAUAGUAGCCAAAGAUGCUGCGAACCGAUGGACUGAUAACAUAUUUGCAAUAAAGUCUUGGGCCAAAAGAAAAUUUGGAAUGGAAGAAAAUAAAAUUGAUAAAAAUUUUGGAAUUCCAGAAGACUUUGACUACAUAGACUGAAAUAUUGAAUAGAAUCUAGGUGUUUUUGACUAUGUCAUUAUAUUACCAAGUUAAAUGUAUUGAAAUGCCAUUUGCCUGUAACUAUAUGUACCAUUUAUUUUUUAUUUAAAUAAAGUAUAGACUGGAAAUGUUCGUCAUCCUUUUUGGUAGAUCAAAAGCAGGGUG